Betta splendens (Siamese fighting fish) is the source of this 3839-nucleotide messenger RNA. RefSeq names its product FMR1 autosomal homolog 1 (gene fxr1). Gene Ontology annotation, biological process: regulation of translation at postsynapse, modulating synaptic transmission; anterograde axonal transport; central nervous system development. Gene Ontology annotation, cellular component: growth cone; dendritic spine neck; nucleus. NCBI's taxonomy places the organism in Eukaryota, Metazoa, Chordata, Actinopteri, Anabantiformes, Osphronemidae. Bases 85 to 2283 code for a protein of 732 amino acids. The transcript has 19 exons. The record is from RefSeq and is a predicted model, not a curated record. Gene Ontology annotation, molecular function: translation regulator activity; mRNA 3'-UTR binding; protein homodimerization activity.
UUCGCGCAGCUGCCACCUCAGGGUCCGUCACCUCCCUCCUGGUUAACGAGCACCUGUCGUCCCAGCAUCCUUUGCGUGUCCAAUAUGGAAGAACUGGCGGUGGAGGUCCGUGGCUCCAACGGGGCUUAUUACAAGGGCUUUGUCAAAGAUAUCCACGAUGACUCUCUCACCAUUGCCUUUGAGAACAACUGGCAGCCAGAACGCCAGGUGCCCUUCUGUGAUGUCAGGCUGCCACCACCCUCUGAUGCCAAGAAGGAGAUUGGAGAGGGCGAGGACGUGGAGAUUUUCUCCAGAGCCAAUGACCAGGAGCCUUGCGGUUGGUGGUUGGCUAAAGUCCGUAUGAUGAAGGGAGAUUUUUAUGUGAUUGAGUAUGCAGCCUGUGAUGCCACCUACAAUGAGAUUGUGACCUUUGAGCGCUUGCGGCCCGUUAACCCCAACAAGGCUAUCACCAAGAACUCCUUCCACAAGUGCACUGUCCCUGUUCCUCAGGAUCUACAAGAAGCGUGCCAGAAUGAGAACGCCCAUAAAGAAUUCAAGAAAGCCGUGGGAGCCUGUCAUGUCUCAUACUGCCCUGAGACCAGCCAACUACUGAUUGUGUCCACCAAUGAGACGACAGUAAAACGUGUGUCUUUGCUGAGUGACAUGCACCUGCGCAGCCUCAGGACCAAGUUGCUUCUAAUGUCUCGCAACCAGGAGGCCACGAAGCACCUUGAGAGCUCCAGGCAGCUGGUGUCAUCCUUCCAGGAGGAGUUCAUGGUGAGACCUGAUCUGAUGGGCCUGGCCAUUGGUAGCCAUGGCAGCAACAUCCAGCAAGCUCGGAAAGUUCCCGGUGUCACUGCCAUUGAAUUGGAUGAGGAGACUGGCACUUUCAGGAUUUAUGGAGAGACAGAAGAAGCUGUGAAGAAGGCCAGGAACUACCUGGAGUUUCUGGAGGAUUCUGUUCAAGUGCCAAGAAACCUUGUUGGUAAAGUGAUUGGUAAGAACGGUAAGGUAAUCCAGGAGAUUGUGGACAAGUCUGGUGUGGUGAGGGUCCGGAUUGAAGGAGACAAUGACACCAAGCAGCCUCGACAGGAAUCGACACAGGGAAUGGUCCCCUUUACCUUUGUUGGUACUAAGGAGAGCAUUGGUAAUGUCCAGGUCUUGUUGGAGUAUCACAUCUCUUACCUCAACGACAUGGUGGAGCUUCUUGCAGCGGGCCAGCAGCUAGAGGAAGAGCUGAGGCAGAUUAUGGAUUAUACACAGGGAACCAACCUAGCAAGAUUCAGAAUAAGCAACAAAAGAGACUCACAAUUUUGUGUAGAUGAGAUUGAGCAGCUUCGUCUUGAACGAAUGCAGAUUGAUGAACAGCUACGUCAGAUUACCCAGGGCCAUCGGCCGGCUGACAGGGAGAGAGGAGGAGGAGGAGGAGGGCAUAACGCAGACAGCAGUGCCAACGCCUCUUCAUCAUCUUCACAUGUCAGCCGCUCCUACAGUGGUCGAGGACGUGGACGCAGAGGCCACAGCUACAGCACAGGAUAUGGCACCAAUUCAGAGCACUCCAAUGCCUCCGAGACUGAUUCAGAGCGAAGGGAUGAGCUCAGUGACUGGUCCCUGGCUGGAGAAGAUCAAAACAGAGAGAGAGAGAGAGGCCCUAGACCAAUGCGAGAUGGGCGUAGAAGGCCAGGCCCAGGCAGAGGCCGAGGAGGGCCUGGAGGAAGGGGGAGAGGAGGAAGAGGAGGAUACAGCUCUGGACCUCGGGACCAUGAGGACAACCAUACCUAUGGAACCUUGGACACAAACACAGAGACAGACCAGACGGCCGAUACAGAUGCUAGCGAGUCUAACCUGCCUGCGAACCGUCGCAGAAGAUCUCGACGUCGCCGAACAGAUGAAGACGCCACGCUGAUGGAUGGCAUGAGCGAGUCAGACAAUGCCUCAAUGAGCGAAAAUGGAAUCGAUGAGACUGAAGCUAAACCCCAGCGACGCAACCGUAGUCGCCGUCGCCACGUGCAUCUGCCUCAAGAGAGGCAGCCAGUAACCGUGGCCGACUACAUAUCCAGGGCUGAAUCUCAGAGCAGGCAGAUGACCACCAAGGACACAAAGAAAAACAAGGAUGUGGGUCAGGUGGAUACCAUUGCUGAGCACAGCCCGCAAUCUGUCUUGGCAUCCACCAAUGGUUCUAAUAAUAACGCUGCUGACAGUGAAGACAACAAUGCCGCCAGUAGGUCUUCCACCGAGAGGCCUGCCAAGGUUUCCUACAAGGAGGACUCAGGUCCACAGCUGGUUGUUAACGGUCUCUCUUAGUCAGAUUAAGCAAAGGAAAUAGUUUCAAAUUUAAACAUCUUUGGCUGCACUUGAUUAAAUCCUCUUGUCUUUAAAGCAGCUUUAAAGCUGAAACAUUUAAAAACAACAUGCACUGUUUAUUUACUUUCCAAAUAUUUGAAACCUGUUUCACUGUGCAAGUUAUGGACGUCUGAACAUUAACUUCCCCUUUACACUGAAUUCUGUCCAACUAUCCAUUUUACACAUUCUCUCUCUUUUUUUUACAAUAGUUCUUCCAGUAUGAGCUUGCCAAAGAUAGUCACCGACAUCCCUACUGUACCUUUCGGUCCACUAUUCAUUAACAGCUUACGCUAAGGUUGGACUGAAUGCAGUAUUUUUCAAAUGUAGAAAGGGAUUCCACUCAGUUCAUACUGUGGUAUAAAUGCAGCUGUUCUUUUUCAUGGGGGAAAGUAACACCACAGCAGGCCAUUAGAAGAGAAGUCUGCCUCAGAUCAGACCGAGAGGUGUUUUGUGCAUCUGACGUACUUUGUAAACUAAAUGUUCUGCAUGAGCAGUACCACAGUGCAGAUUUUGUUGGAAACCCGAGUAAAUCUAAGAUACAUGUGAUCAGCUGUUGUGCCUUGAGAGUAGAAUCAACAAGUUGUUGCCUGGCUCUGCACACCAUCUGAAAUCAUUUCAUCUAUUUCUGUGUUACUUAGUUGCCCUCAUCUACCAGUUAAACUAUCUCAAUGUGCUCUUUGUACUCUCAUGGCGCUCUAGGCAGGUGAAAUGAUUUCAGAGGCAUAUCUUUUUCUUUUUUAAAUCAGGUGUGUCUGUUCUUAAUGUUUGUGGAGAAAAUGAGUCUAGUUAACCUUUGUAUAUGUACCUGUUGAGGAGUUUGACAUUAGCUGCUUUCUCUUUUUCAAUAUGCAACCAAUUGAGUCGUAGACAAAAUGUUAUUACAGCGUGUCUGGAGAAGAAACAAUAGAAGAGUUGUUUUCUUUGCACUGAAACAUAACCAUUUUCUGUUAAAAAAAAAAAGUGGAUUGUAAUUAAGUCUGAAAACUGACCUGUUACUGUUUAGUGCUGGACAGAGAUGUAGACAUCAGUGCUGGGUUUCCUAGAAACAUGUCAUUGCUAAUCAUUUGACAGUUUUAUUAAAUAUUAACAGAACAAUCCUUAUACAUGUUGCAGUGGUAAAAAUGAGAUGUGCUGAGAUGUUUCUGGAAAACCGAGCUCAGGUGACGACGUUGUCAUUUUUAUGGUUCUUCCACAGACCGACUGGCUGGAAACUGGUCAUGACUGUUUCACUUAGGAAGGAGAUUUAUUUGGAUUAUUUAUUAAAAAAAUGUACAGUAUUUAAAAAAAGAUAGCUCUUCUUUUUCUUGACACUAAAACACGUGUUUGUUGCUAAGAGUUCUUUUGGAGACAGUUUGGACUACUGAGAGUUGUAACAUCCCAAGUGUUUUUGUUGGGUCAACUACAGUAUGUUUUUUUUUUCCUUUUUGCUUUUUUUUAAGGAACGUUCUGGUUGAUGUGCAAUAUGUUUUGUAUGCAGGUAGUUCUUAAAUAAACUUGAUCUUCCAUUUAGAUCUAAA